Molecule: messenger RNA, 2489 nt
Organism: Leucoraja erinaceus (little skate)
Lineage: Eukaryota; Metazoa; Chordata; Chondrichthyes; Rajiformes; Rajidae
Gene: c1ql2
Product: complement component 1, q subcomponent-like 2
Exons: 2
Coding region: 384-1145 (253 amino acids)
Molecular function (GO): protein binding
Source: RefSeq, a predicted model, not a curated record
CGUGAUUAAUCCACAUUGCAUUUGGCAUUGCCCGAGACCCAUUACGUCAGUGGUUUUGUUGCAGUCCACUGGCUGUGUGCUGCUGUUGUCUGUUGAACGCGUUCGCUUCUGCCAAGCCAUGCCACGAUGAAUUGAACUCGCUGAAGCUAACUGAGACUGGCAGGUCUGUCAUCGCCCGGGGAGCUUCGAGUUUUCAGUUAGGGAAAGUCGCUUUCUUUCCUCAUAUAUAUCGAAGCACAGCGAAGACUGCUUCCCUCUGUUAUCCUGCUGGAAAUACAUCUACUUAAGCUACCAUCAUUACUUCUAAAAGUAAAGAAUUGCUGGAUUUGGCUUCUCGGGUCUUCCGAAGGAAGCGCCUGGUCGCGGCACUGGUGAGCGUGAUCAUGGUGCUGUUCCUCCUUGUUGCUAUCCCACUCGUGGUCCACGGUACGAAAGCUGCCGCCCACUACGAGAUGCUGGGAACUUGCAGGAUGAUCUGUGAUCCUUACAGCCCCCAACACGGGAACUCGGCCGUGGAGGCCAUGCAGGAUUUUAGUGCCAUCCCUCCACCUCCCUUCAUCCAAGGGCCAAAGGGAGAACCCGGACGGACAGGGAAACCUGGGCCAAGAGGUCCUCCAGGUGAGGCCGGUCUACCGGGUCCAAGGGGACCACCGGGAGAGAAGGGCGAUCUGGUCAAGUCUGGCUUCCCGGCGCUGACUGCUUCAGGGGGGCAGGUAACUGGAGCGCUGAGUGCCACCGCUCUCACUAGUCCCAAGAUCGCAUUUUAUGUCGGAUUGAAAAGUCCGCACGAAGGCUACGAAGUCCUUAAGUUUGACGACGUGGUCACAAAUUUGGGAAACUACUACGAUUCGACCACUGGAAAGUUUACGUGUGCGGUGCCCGGGAUUUACUUCUUCACGUACCACGUCCUGAUGAGAGGAGGUGACGGGACAAGCAUGUGGGCAGACCUCUGCAAAAACGGCCAGGUCCGUGCCAGUGCGAUUGCCCAAGACGCAGACCAGAACUAUGAUUACGCCAGUAAUAGUGUGGUUCUUCACCUGGACUCUGGAGAUGAGAUUUAUAUCAAACUAGACGGCGGGAAAGCACACGGCGGCAACAAUAACAAAUACAGCACUUUCUCGGGUUUCAUUUUAUAUCCAGAUUAAGUAAUAUAGUCGAGGCAUUCCGAACUCUAAAUUAGAUGUUAGUUAAAGAUGUUUACAUGUCAAUGUUCGUACAAUGGUUGCUUAAUUUUCGUUUCAGACUUUUUGUACCGAAUGCGUGCGUGUGGAUGUUUGAACUAUGAGUAUUCGUAAAUUAAGUUUACUUGGCACAUGCGUUCUGGUUUCCAACAAUGCUUUAAAUCAGGCACGUAUCAACAGUUCUUGGGAAGAUGGAGCAUAAAACAAAAUUGGACUGUUUCCAUCCCGAGUACUGAAUAAUGUGAAAUGACAUAUCAUAUGUAUAUGCCUUUGUACAUUCAAUACCUUUUUGAUCGUAAUAUCUCAAGUCUUUGAUGUAUUGUACCAUCAUUAAAUGCCAUUUCCCCCAGGAUUUUGCUCUGGUCAUUUGCAUGCAAUAAAGGUCGUGAUCAAUGAUGGUCAAGUUGGAGUGGCUUGAUGGCCUAUCCUUGCUCCGAAUUCUCACGUUCUUAUAAUACUGUUACACUUCUGCAGUUUAGCUUUCACCAUUUAUCCACGCGUUUUCUGUCAUUUAUAAAAGUAUGGAACUUAAAUAUUUGUAUCUCUUCUGUUUCAAGGGCUGCCAAAGCAUUUCUACACAUAUAUUAAUCACACAUUUCAACAUUGCCUUUCCUUUCUGUGUCAUUUGAAAAGACCUUCUAAGUGACCUGACUAAGUAUUUCAUCAAUCAAACUGGAUUUCACCCAAUGACCAAAUAGUGACUAAUGUGCUGAUGUCAAGGAUGAUUAAAAGUCAUGACCAUAUUGAUGUCUUUGGAUGUUUUAAACAACUGUCCUUAUUCAUUGAACUUUGUGUUAAUUCAUAACAGGUGAUUUACAUAAAAUUAAUAUAGCUUGUGUUACAUGAAAGGCAGUAAAGUUUUUUCUUGCAUUCCCUUCACAUUUGUUUUUAACAUAAAGAAAGCUAAUGCAUGCAACAAAUAAUACUAUUGGAUUGUGACCAUCUGUUUAAUGCAGGUACAAACAUGAUGGCAUGUACAUGUUAGAAUUCAUAUCCACCGUCCCGAUGAUAACUGAUCUUAAAAUUGGCAUUUAUUUUGCAUAAAUUAUAAUAAAGAUGUACACAUUUUACGUAGUGAUCAAAUCUUCUGAUAUAUCUGUCUUAAAUUAGUAAUUAGGGAUUUUAUUUUAAGAUGGUUAGCUGAACUGUUGCAAAUGUGUCAUUUUUAUUGAGUUUUCAAAUCUUGCUUUAAAAAUGUAAUUUGGCUAGAGAAAAAGUGAAGUCACGAGUGUUGCAAAUUUUAAGAAUAAAUAUUAGAAUGCAAGGCGUUUUAUUCUGGGGACGGUACAGAAAUUCAAAGUGAAAUCA